UUCCAGAAAGCAAACACGGGUUCGAAAGGCGAAAUCCUGGGAGAUAAGGUUCGAAGGCAGCCAACAGGUAAAGUGCAAACACUUUCAAGUGCGUGUUCCACCUGGCAGGCCUCCAUCCCAGCUGGCGAGGUGGGCCUCCGAACCCAGGGAUGAGUCAGUUUCCUGCCCUUUUAUCUCGGGGGAGAAGGCACGAGAAGGGUGCGAAGGAGUUAAACGGGGCAAGGCAGGCCCAGGCCAGGCCUUGCCAGCAGCAUGUGACGGCAGGCAGGUAGGGCGGGCAGGGAGGAGCCCAACUCUCUCGCCUCUCGUUCUUUUUCCCCCGACACUCCUGGCAGAGAACCGGCCAACAGUCCUCCAAAGGAAUCCGGGAGCGGGACUGGAAAAACAACACAGAACCCAGCAAAGCAAGACAAGACAGAGUUGGGAUUUGGGAAGAAACCCAGCCGGGUUUGGGAAGGAGUCAACUCCAAAAAAAACUCCAAAAAAACUCCAGAAACAAACACUUUGGAUUCCGACAAAUAAAGACGAGCAAAGGAAGAAACCCAGCCGAGUUUGGGAAGGAGUCAGCUCCAAAAAAAAAUUCCAAAAAAACUCCAGAAACAAACACUUUGGAUUCCGACAAAUAAAGCCGAGCAAAGGAAGAAACCCAGCCGGGUUUGGGAAGGAGUCAGUGCCAAAAAAAAUUCCAAAAAAACUCCAGAAACAAACACUUUGGAUUCCGACAAAUAAAGACGAGCAAAGGAAGGAACCCAGCCGGGUUUGGGAAGGAGUCAACUCCAAAAAAACUCCAAAAAAAAUCCAAAAAAGCUCCAGAAACAAACACUUUGGAUUCCGACAAAUAAAGACGAGCAAAGGAAGAAACCCAGCCGGGUUUGGGAAGGAGUCAACUCCAAAAAAAACUCCAAAAAAACUCUUUAAAAAAUUCUGAAAAAACUCCAGAAACAAACACUUUGGAUUCCGACAUUUAAAGCCGAGCAAGAGCAAACAAUCUCCGUUGUUUCGGCUCCCGUUUCCGCAAUGCUGGAAUCUCCUGACAUGUUAUUUUGGCUCAUUUUCUGAUGGGAAAGGAGUCCGUGAAUGCUCAAAAGGUGAGCAAAAAAAUACUGAGAUUUCGCGCAACAUUGUUCACAUUGUGUUUCGACACUUUUCCUUGUGGCUUCCUGAGCGAAACGUAACCAAUCCUAUUCCCAGAAAUCCCAUUCCUUGCUUUUUUUAGUGCAUUGAGAUGAUGAACAAACCCAGAAAACGCCUAUAACCUUGAAAGACUUAACAAAUCAUAUUAUAUAUAAGUGUUUACAAGGGGUUGUUAAGGGCCUCGGUGAGAAACCGUAUUAGCUGCUACUUACUCAUCCGACUCAGGGAUACGCUAAAUUAUUCCUCCUUUUGUAUUUAUUUUUGGACUUCAUUGUGUUUGUAUUUUUUAUAUAAGAAAGCAAGCAUGGCUUACUCCCAGGUCCAGUGUUUGGACGACAGCCACGUCAACUGGAGGUCCUCCGAAUCCAAGCCGGAGUUUUUCUACAGCGAAGAGCAACGCCUGGCCUUGGAAGCUCUAGUUUCCAAAGGACCGGAGGCCUUCUACGAGGUCCUCAAGAAAGAGAACAUCCGGGAUUUCCUCUCCGAAUUGGAACUCAAGAAGAUCCUGGAUAGCUUGGAGACCUAUGAUCCCAGUUUGGAGCACGUCCGGCACGGAGAGGAGCGCUCGGACCUGAACGGAGAAUCCGAACCCGAGCCCUCUUUGGAGUAUUGGCCGGAGAAGUCGGACCGGUCCAUCCCGCAGCUGGACCUCGGCUGGCCGGAGACCAUCGCGUACCGGGGGGUGACCAGGGCCAGCGUCUACAUGCAGCCCCCCAUCGACUGCCAGCCCCACAUCAAGGAGGUGGUCCGAAAGAUGAUCGCCCAGGCCCAGAAGGUCAUUGCCGUGGUCAUGGACAUGUUCACCGACGUGGACAUCUUCAAGGACCUCAUCGAGGCCGGCUUCAAGCGCAAAGUGGCCGUCUACAUCAUUGUGGACGAGUCCAACUUGAAAUAUUUCCUCCAAAUGUGCGAGCGGGCUCUCAUGCACGCCGGGCACCUCAAGAAUCUUAGAGUCCGAACGACCGGCGGGACGGAGUUUUUCACCCGCUCGGCCACCCGCUUCAAGGGAUCCUUGGCCCAGAAAUUCAUGUUUGUGGACGGGGACAAAGCCAUGUGUGGCUCCUACAGCUUCACCUGGUCUGCUGCCCGAAGUGACCGGAACGUCAUUUCGGUCUUGUCUGGACAAGUGGUGGAAGCCUUUGACAAGCAGUUCCAAGAACUGUAUUUGAUGUCUCGAGGGGUCAGCUUGAAGUCCAUCCCAAUGGGAGAAGAACCCGAGCCGGAGCCCUUAGUCCUCCCGUCGGUGGCACCGGUCAAUCCAGACAACAACGCCGUGGUGAAGAAGAUGUUCAACCCCAAGUACGCUUUGGUCAAGGCGAAGAGCGUAGAGCGGAUCGAAAACAAUGGAAAGGCCCAGAGCGACAAGAACCUCCCUGAACGGACGAAGGGGAAAAUCAUUCCGGAAGGACGUGUAUCCGAGAAGCCCAGUGACCCAGUGGAAACAGCUCCCCCGAUCCACCCGGGACUCCUGAAUUUAGAGAAAGCCAACAUGUUCGACUACUUGCCCACUUGGGUCGAGCCGGACCCAGAACCCGGGAGUGAGAUCUUGGGUUACAUCAACAUCAUCGACCCCAAGAUCAAGAACAUCCAGCUCUCGCAGAUGAACCGCAUCAAGGUGUGCGACGUGUCCCAGGCCAACGCUCAACACCGGCAGAUGCUGAAGCAGAAGGAGAGCCAAAACGGCCACCAUCCAAGUUCUCCAAACCAAGCCAAAAACCCAUUGCCUCCUUCUCACCAAAACCGAGAAACUCCUGUUAAUCAUACAGACGGGACAACUAAUCCUCUUGAGAAGAACAUCAAGAUGUCAACGAAUGGAGAAACCUUGGCCAACGGUCAACAAAGUCAAGACCAAACUCACCACGACGGGACUAUGCCACCAGUGCCAAAACCAAGAACAAAACUGAUCUCCAUAAAAAGCUCCAAAGAAGAUUCUGAAUUAGAGAGUCACCAAACAGAGAGCAACGGUGCCAAUAUCGUAGACGGAGAAGGUCACCAUGUUUCGGGGAUUCGUCAACAGCUAAGACAAGGGUCAGUGUCCGAAGACAUGCUGACCCAUCCUGUAAAUGGGAUACAAGGGGAUGAGGCAGAAGACGGAGAGGAGGAAAAGGAUCACCACGUGGUCCUCAGUGGUCCAGAGAGUUUGUCCGGCAGCUCUGCCAACCACAGCUACAUCCCUUCCGAUGCGUCCUCCGUCUCGGACGAGUGUUUCGAGGGCCGGGAUCACCCCCGGCUUCUGCGGAGAACCAAUUCGGAUUUCCUCGUCAACGGGGACCACCACCGACAACAUCUGCCUGCUUUGCAACGGAAGCUGAGCGAGCCCCACGUCAGCCGAGGGACCUUCAUGAGCCCCCUGGGAGGCCCUCAACCCCUCCUGAGCUUGGCUUUGGAAGAGGCCCGGAGGAGGAAGAGCGAGGAAGGCAUGGCGGAGAUGCGGUGCGCUUUUGGAAGUGGCCGCAACCAGCGUGCCUUCCCCGACAACAGUGUGCCACAGUUGUUCUGCUACGGAUCCAGGGUGCAGAUCUCCCCCGGAAGAGGCCAAAGCGGACCCUCGAAAAGUCUCAAAGAUGCCCAAUUCCAGCGGGAUGCCAAAAAUGUGCCUCCGAGCCCCACCGGCCAGCCGUACUGGCAGCGGGAAUCCUUCAGUUCCAGCAAAAACUCCUACGGAAGGGGGUCCGGGGGACCCUCGCCCACCGCCGGACCGUGCCACGAAACCCAACGAGUGCCGGAAGAGAUAAAGACUCCCUUGGGCAUCCCGUUGUCCAAACUGUCGCAGUCCAAGCACCUCAAGAACAAGGCCGGGCAGUGGUCCAACUCCAAACGGAGCCGAAAGGGUCAAUGAAGCCACGGACAAGCUCCCCAUUGGGAUUUUGGUUCUUUUAGGAGUUUCAGAGACCCAUGGAAAUACGGUCGGUGCAUUCGCCCAGUGGGCAGAAAGGUUGGGUUCCAGGGACUUUGGAUUAUAUAGUCCAUGCACCAGUUCCAGGUGACUUCCAAAGUCAUGCCAGUCCAGGGACCCGAUUCAAAACACAGCCGGAAAGAUCAACUCCUCAUUGGGAUUAUGGUUGUUUUAGGAACAAUAAAAGGAGUCGGUGCUUUAGCUGGUGGGCACGAGGAAGGGGUUCGAAGGGGAUUUGGUUCUACCUGGUCUGGGCAUCGAAACAGAGAGCCCCAAAGCCAUGUCAGUUCAGUGGCCCGACUUAAAAAAGGGCCACAAGGGUCACGGAGGCCACCAGCAAUCUCUACCCUGAGAUUUUGGUCGUUUUAGGGACUCCAAAGACUCCAAGACCCAAUGGGCACAGGGUUGGGUUUGAAGGACUUGACUUUUCUGGCACCGAAAUGGAGCCCCAAAGUCAUGUCAGUCUAAUAGCUCCAUUUCCAAAUGGAGACCCUAUGGGUCGCUAGAGAUAAGGGUCAAUGUGGCCACGAACAACCUCUCCAUUGAGCUCCAAAGCCAUGCCAAUCCAAUGGUCCCAUAUCUAAAUGGAGACCCUAUGGGUCCCUAGAGGGAAAGGUCAAGGAGACCAUGAAUGGGCUCUCCAUUGAGACCCAAAGCCAUGUCAAUCAAAUGGUCCCAUAUCUAAAUGGAGACCCUAUGGGCUCCUAGAUGGAAAAGUCAAGGAGGCCAUGAAUGAGCUCUCCAUUGAGACCCAAAGCCAUGCCAGUCCAAUGGUCCCAUUUGCAAAUGGAGACCCUAUGGGUUCCUAGAUGGAAAGGUCAAGGAGACCAUGAAUGAGCUCUCCAUUGAGAUCCAAAGCCAUGCCAAUUGAAUGGUCCCAUAUCUAAAUGGAGACCCUAUGAGUUCCUAGAUGGAAAGGUCAAGGAGGCCAUGAACGAGCUCUACAUUGAGACCCAAACUCAUGCCAAUCCAAUGGUCCCAUUUGCAAACGGAGACUCUAUGGGUUCCUAGAAGGAAACGUCAACGAGGCCACGAGCGACUUCUCUAUUGAGCUCCAAACCCAUGCUGGUUCAAUGGUUUCAUUUCCAAAUGGAGACCUUAUGGGUCCCUAGGGGAAAAUAUCAAUGAGGCUACAGACAAUCUCUCCAGUGAGCCCCAGAGCUAUGACAGUUGAGUGGUUUCAUUUCCAAAUGGAGACUCUAUGGGUCCGUAGAGGGAAAGGUCAAUGUGGCCACGAAUGACCUCUCUUUUGAGCUCCGAAGUCAUGCCAAUCCAAUAGUCCAUUUCCAAAUGAUGGGUCCCUAGAAGGAGACCAUGAACAAGCUCUCAAUUGAGACCCAAAGUCAUGCCAAUCGAAUGGUCCCAUAUUUAAAUGGAGACCCUAUGGGUUCCUAGAUGGAAAGGUCAAGGAGACCAUGAACGAGCUCUACAUUGAGACCCAAAGUCAUGCCAUUCAAAUGGUCCCAUAUCUAAAUGGAGACCCUAUGGGUUCCUAGAUGGAAAGGUCAAGGAGACCAUGAAUGAGCUCUACAUUGAGACCCAAAGUCAUGCCAAUCGAAUGGUCCCAUAUCUAAAUGGAGACCCUAUGGGUUCCUAGAAGGAAACAGCAAGGAGGCCAUGAACGACCUUUCUAUUGAGCUUCAAAGUCAUGCCAAUCGAAUGGUCCCAUUUGCAAAUGGAGCCCCUAUGGGUCCCUAGAGGGAAAUGUCAACGUGGCCACGGACAACCUCUCUAUUGAGCUCCAAAGUCAUGCCAAUCCAAUAGUCCAUUUCCAAAUGAUGGGUCCCUAGAAGGAAACCAUGAACAAGCUCUCCAUUGAGGCCCAAAGCCAUGCCCAUGGAAUGGUCCCGUACCUAAAUGGAGACCCUAUGGGUUCCUAGAUGGAAAGGUCAAGGAGGCCAUGAACGAGCUCUACAUUGAGCUCCAAAGUCAUGCCAAUCCAAUAAUCCAUUUCCUAAUGAUGGGUUCCUAGAAGGAAACGUCAACGAGAGCAUGAGUAAUUUCUCUAUUGAGCUCCAAAGUCGUGCCAAUCCAAUGGUCCUAUUUGCAAAUGGAGACCCUAUGGGUUCCUAGAGAGAAAGGCAAACAUGGCCACGAAUGACCUCUCUAUUGAGCUUCAAAUUGAUGUCAAUCCAAUGGUCCCAUUUGCAAAUGGAGACCCUAUGGGUUCCUAGAAGGAAACGUCAACGAGGCCAUGAACGGGCUCUACAGUGAGACCCAAAGUCACGUCAAUCCAAUGGUCCCAUAUCUAAAUGGAGACCCUAUGAGUUCCUAAAUGGAAAAGUCAAGGAAGCCAUGAAUGAUCACUCCAUUGAGCUCUAGAGUCAUGUCAAUCAAAUGAUCCCAUAUCUAAAUGGAGACCCUAUGGGUUCCUAGAUGGAAAGGUCAAGGAGGCCAUGAAUGACCUUUCUACUGAGCUCCAAAGUCAUGCCAAUCCAAUAGUCCAUUUCCAAAUGAUGGGUCCCUAGAAGGAAAGCUUGAGAAGGCCACAAACAUGCCGGCCCAGUGGUCUGCUCCAAAACAGAACAGAAAGGACCCAACAGGUCUGCUGGUGAGAUUUGGGCUAAUUUCAGAACUCCGAGGUGCCUGAAAAAAGGGUCUUUAUCUUACCUGGUCAGUGCACCAGUACCAGGUGGCCAGGACGGAGAGCCCAAAAGUCAUGCCGGUCCAGGGCAGGUCUCCGGAGAGGGGGUCCCGGAAGAGGUGCAUGGCGUCCGGCCUGGGCAGGUGGCAGGUGGUGUUGGGGAUGGUCUUGGAGGGCACCGCGCUCAGGUAGGCCUCUUCCAGGUUGGGGUGGCCGCCAAUCUCAUGGAAGGCUACGCAAGGAGGAGGGAGGAGAAGACAGUAUGGGGCUUAGGGUUGCCAAAACUCAAUUCUCCUUUGCCCAUGACCUACUAUUGGCAAAUGAUGCACUGUUUUGGCCACUUCAGUGCUGGAAGAAUUUCAAAAAUAUGACCCACACGAGUCAUUCAAACUUCAAAAAACAGGGACGUGCUUUUCUGUACCUUCUGGUUUAUUUUGCAUGGUACCAAAGCUGCUAAAUAUGGGUCCAAUAAACGAGAAUCCAAAUGCAA
Molecule: messenger RNA, 7104 nt
Organism: Anolis carolinensis (green anole)
Lineage: Eukaryota; Metazoa; Chordata; Lepidosauria; Squamata; Anolidae
Gene: sack1g
Product: family with sequence similarity 83 member G
Exons: 5
Coding region: 1439-3973 (844 amino acids)
Biological process (GO): BMP signaling pathway
Cellular component (GO): cytosol; nucleus
Molecular function (GO): protein kinase binding
Source: RefSeq, a predicted model, not a curated record